This is a messenger RNA of Aedes aegypti (yellow fever mosquito), 1048 nucleotides long. RefSeq names its product endochitinase A-like. The record is from RefSeq and is a predicted model, not a curated record. The transcript is spliced from 2 exons. NCBI's taxonomy places the organism in Eukaryota, Metazoa, Arthropoda, Insecta, Diptera, Culicidae. The coding region runs from base 26 to 1009 and encodes 327 amino acids.
UCACUGUUUAUCACAUGUCGCAAGGAUGAGAAAGUCAACCAUUUUGCUACUGCUGGUGGGUGCGCUUUGCAUUCUGGCAACACUGGACGUGGUAGAUGCCGAGAAGCAGAGAUCUAGUGUGAAGGACUUCGACCGGAAUAACCAAAAGAAUGGUGGAAGAGACAACGAUUGGGAUAGGGGCUACGGUAGCGAAAAAGAUAAAGGCAGCAACAAACGAAAAGUAACGAAAAGCAAGAAAGACCGAGACUGGUCUUCGGAGGAAGAUGAAGAUGACUAUGAAUACUAUACGCGUGGUGGAAAGAGUGGAAAGAUAACAAAUAGAGAAGAAGAUAGAGAUACAAGGUACGAUCGAGAUAGGGAUCACUCGAACGACAGAGGUGGAUAUGACGACAGGAAUAACAAGAAUUCUAAAGGAAAGAAACCAACACGACCUCCUCCACCACCACCUCCCCCUCCUCCGAAGAUGACGAAGAAACCAGCUCCGAAGAAGCCCACAGUACCACAUGUAAUAAGUUCCACUGAACGCAUCUUCAGAACAUCUACACCGGCAGAAUCGUCCACGUCUACAACUACAACAACGGAAGAGCCUACCACUACAACUACAACAGAAGAACCUACUACUACUACAACAACAACUCCAGCACCCACAACAACUACAACGACGACGACGACCACCGAAAUUUCGGUGACAACAACCCUACGCAAAGAAACUCCAUCUUCCACAACGAUUUCUGCUAGAACAACCACAAGGCCAUCGUCCGGAUUUGAUCUCGGUAUGUUGGUGGACGGGUUCGAUUGGAGCGAUUUAUUUGGAAUUAGCAAACCUAGCAAUGGACCUACUACAGCAAAACCGAAGUCACCUUCGCUGGGAUUGGGAGGUAUUGGGAUGCCGGGGAGUUUAAGUCCCGGCGGGCCAAGUCGCGGUAACGGGAUGAACGGUGGCGGAAGGAAUGGCGGUGGUGCUGGCGGCAGUAGCAAUGGGGGACGAGGUGGGGCCAGAGGCUUUUAAGAUCCGACCAAGGGCAAUGAGAAGUGAUGAACAAUCGAA